Messenger RNA from Trichoderma asperellum CBS 433.97, 670 nucleotides. The record is from RefSeq and is a predicted model, not a curated record. Lineage: Eukaryota; Fungi; Ascomycota; Sordariomycetes; Hypocreales; Hypocreaceae.
CAGCAUCCGUUCCAUCUUGAGGAGUAAUGCUGCCGGAUUGGCCCUGCCACGAAUUGUCCGUCGCCAGAGGGAAGUAUGCGGAGGUUUGCGACAUGAUAAUAUGCCCUUGAUUGGUUUGGCGGCUAUGUUUGUAGGCGUCUGUAUGUCAUGCGAAAUUCGAGAUGGUCGUAUGAGAAGUCUAAAUAUCGUACGAGAUAUCUUCAAAUAGCAGGUAGCGAAAGCAGAGUAAAAAUAAAACUACAAGAUGCAAAGCUCAGACGUCCAGACCGGAGAUGGGUCAAGACCAAGAUGUACUGUGCCGCAGCCCAGCAUUUAUUAUUGCCGCCUUCGUGUUUCUCGCCUCACUCCUCAUCCACUCUACCCAGCUAUUUCCGCGACAAGUUCCUGCAUGUCAGUGCCGGCAGCGAUCCAUGUAGUAUCAGUUACCGCCCUCCAACGCUCAUCCGCCCCAUUUUGCGCAGCUCUUGGCUAGGCUUCUGGUGGCUCCUGUGCCUGGACAUGAUAGAACGCUGGCGGUGCGCCGCCAUGAUUGGCCUCGUCUCCCCAAACAAGCGCCGACGCCAACGGCUCGUGCAGGGGUUGUGGCCAAUGAGGUGUACAGGAUUCAACCCUGCUGUCUUGGACACCACUUGAGCGCACCAACGAGCGAGAGCCAUCACUGCGCGCCCAC